AUGACGGCAAGUGCGAGCCUUUCGGGAAGAUUCAGCAAAGAUAACAUCAACAGCAAUGGCACUGCGAAUGGCGCCACCAGCAUUGACGGCGCAGUGCCGGAAAACGCUGUGGCUACCUUCAAUCCCAACUUCGGUGCCUCCCUCGAUUGGUCCCCAGACGAACAGUCCAUACUUGAAGAUUUGCUCUCCAAGCGUAGCUUGCGAACUCUACAAUGCAAGAAGUGUCGCACUGAUGCCAAUAUCCAUAGUCUGGUUUUCUACUUGACUGACAUAGUUUUCACAACCGUUGGCAUUAAAUCCCAGGGCAGAGGAGAGCAGCAGCAGCGGCAACUUUUCAAAAAUCCAGCUGUAAGCAUAACAAAACUCACAUCCAUGUGGACCAAAAAUGACUCCAACAGCACCUUUCACAGCAGAGGAUCUGAUAGCCAAAAGAUGCUACCUGUAAUUCAUUAA
Fraxinus pennsylvanica is the source of this 453-nucleotide messenger RNA. The record is from the annotation of a GenBank genome assembly. Lineage: Eukaryota; Viridiplantae; Streptophyta; Magnoliopsida; Lamiales; Oleaceae.